This is a messenger RNA of Benincasa hispida (wax gourd), 2153 nucleotides long. RefSeq names its product SEC-C motif-containing protein / OTU-like cysteine protease family protein. The record is from RefSeq and is a predicted model, not a curated record. Lineage: Eukaryota; Viridiplantae; Streptophyta; Magnoliopsida; Cucurbitales; Cucurbitaceae. Gene Ontology annotation, molecular function: cysteine-type deubiquitinase activity. Gene Ontology annotation, biological process: protein deubiquitination.
AUUGGAAGUGGUUUUGAUUUCCCAAACCGCCCCUAAUCUUUAGUGGAAUAUAUAUAUUUUUAAUUUCCCCUAAUAUUUGGUAGUUGGUAUUUGCGGUAAAUAUCCCAAAUCAAAUCAUACAUUAAGUAUGAUUUCGUAUUCUGGUACGGUAGAGCCUAGAGAAUUUAGAAACGGGAGAGAUCGGAGCAUUUCCGUUUGAACAGCGCCGCCUAACCCAGUAACGAUAACGAACAAUUGUUGGUAACUCAGGCCGCAACCUUUGGAAUCCAACACAGCAAACACACGGUGGUCGACUGGUCGGCUGCGACUGCGAGUCAUUAAGCCGCGGAAAGCGUUGUUCAGGGUUUGGUGGGAAUGGUUAAAACCAAGCACCAAAAGUUCAACUCUAAGCGACACCCACAAGUCAGGAAUAAUUAGAUGAAUGCAUCUUGUUCUUGUUGAGAAUCAUAUAUGACUAGUAACUGCCCGAGGAUACAGCUGGGGAGAUGUCAUAUUUUCUUGGUGGUUUCAUGUGUACCUCUUCCUUCAAUCAAUGGCCCUUGCAGAUCAGUUAGAUGGCGAUCAAGAGGAACAUGGAAAGUAUCGGAAGAUGGUUGUUCAAUAUAUUUUGAAGAACCGUGAAAUGUUUGAGCCAUUUAUUGAGGAUGAUGUCCCAUUUGAUGAAUAUUGUGAUUCCAUGGAAAAGGAUGGUACCUGGGCAGGACAUCUAGAACUGCAGGCUGCUUCUCUUGUUACUCAUUGUAAUAUAUGCAUUCACCGGAUGUCAUCACCUCGAUGGUACAUACGAAAUUUUGAGGAUCGAGAAGCUCGUAUGGUUCACUUAUCUUAUCAUGACGAGGAACAUUAUAAUAGUGUGCGGUCGAAGGAAGACACAUGUGCUGGCCCAGCCAGGUUAAUCAUAAUCAAAGGUGAUACUGUUCCUUCAGCAAGCUCACUUCAAAGAAAAGUUCUCUCUAAUUCUCAAAAGAGAGGUGAAAGUGCUACUAGUCCUGGAAAUGUUAAAUUAGUUAUGGCAGGUAGUGGUUGUCAAGAUUCUAAAAAAGUUGAAAAGGUUUUGGUCCAAGUUGAUGGUGAUGUUGAUGCUGCAGUAGAGUUUCUGGUGGCAGAACAAGCAGCAAAAGAACACGAAGAGCCAACUGAAUCGACUUCGUGUCAUAUGGAUUCUUCUUUUGGUAUUGAUGAAACAAAAGAUUAUGAGCAAUUGGAAGAGCAAAGAGAAGAGAAGCAUGACAAAGUUGAUUCUUCUAGUCACAACACUAAACAUUCUAACUGCAGCAGUUUUCAAUCCAAUGACAAGAGGAUCCCAAGGAAUAAAGUCUGCCCAUGUGGCUCAAAAAAGAAACAUAAAGCUUGCUGUGGAUCACUUGCUGCCAGUUCGUCUGGAAUAAAACUAUUGACUCCAAGAAGACUAGAAAGGAAAGGAAAGCGGGCAAGAAAGGUGGACCUGCUAAAGUUGAAGUGUCCUCCGGAUCUGAUGGAUUGCCACAUGACUUGGGAGCUCUUUGCAUUUGAUCUUCAUCUGGCCGAGGCAUUUUUGCCGCAGCUUAAAGAGAGUUUGGAAUCACAGGGCUUCCCUUCAUUAUGUUUAAAAUAGCUGUUUUUACAUAAUCAAAAUUUGCAUCAUACUGAUGUCUUCAAGUUGGGGAUAUAUGAUGGUGUAAUCUAUCACUGAUUGGUUGUGGUAUUUUCCUUCUACAAUGAGCCAGUGGUUACUGGGAAAAUGAAGAAUGAUGGCUUCCCCUUUGUACGUCUAUGGAAGGCUGGAUGUUUGCUGAAGCCAACUGGACUUGAAGUAUAGAAGCAGUAGCUCACAAAAAUGAAUGUGUGCUGCCAAUCCUUGCCAAAGUUCAAAUUCACCCACCUCCAGGAAUUAAUGUUGCAAUCGUAACCACAGUACAUUUGAAAUUAUAGUAUGGUUAAUCUGCCAAUCAACCCACGAUCAAUAUCUUCAGUUAAUAGUAUCGUGAAAUGGAACAAGUGAAAUUUCGCACCCACUACAUACACAAAACAUUGAUUUCAAGUUUUCCUGUAUUCAUGGAAGUGGCAGAUUUGAGAAAAUGCAAAAAAUUAUUAUAUCAAUCAAGAAAAGAUUGAUGAGAUUUAUAUGCUUUCACUUGUGUCUUGGACUAUUAAGGAAAGCUAGCAUUUCGAAA